Molecule: messenger RNA, 559 nt
Organism: Phlebotomus argentipes
Lineage: Eukaryota; Metazoa; Arthropoda; Insecta; Diptera; Psychodidae
Product: small lysine-rich protein 1
Exons: 2
Coding region: 104-373 (89 amino acids)
Source: RefSeq, a predicted model, not a curated record
AUUGCGGUGGAAAUAUUGAUUGCACAGCGUGACUUUGUUGGAUCGAUAGACACAAAAGAGUGUGCGAAUUGUGCUAAAAUCCUCCGCGAAGUCAGUGAAGAGAAUGGCUGGGAAGAGCAAGAAGAAGCGCAACAGCAAGGAUUCAUCCGACGGCCAAGGAGACGGCGAGGAGCAGCGCCGCGGCUCGAAGAGCAAGUCCAAGAAGUCCUCCAGCAAGUCCAAGAGCGGCCGUUUCCAGGGCGACAUCUUCAACGAGGCCGCCAUGGAGAAUGCCUACUUCGUUUGCCACAAUGUUCAGGAUGUGCUCAAGUCGAGAGGCUUCGCGUGGCCAGAGGCGCAGAAGAAGAAGAAGAAGGGCAAAGGAAGAAAGUAAAAAUCACCUUCUCCGGACAUCUAUUUAUAGGCACCAUUUUUUGACUAUUCGCGCGCUCUCAAAUGUACAUCUUCGGUCCAAUUUCACGCGCUGUUAGUGUGUUAGGAAUUCUAGUAAAUUCUCUAUACAUUCAAUACAAAAACCAAUGAGCUUUAUUAAUAAAAUGUUAGGUAAACUCUGAAUUUC